AAUAAACCAGGCCAACCAGCAAUCAAUUUUCAAUGAAAAUCUUUAAUUAGAUGCUUCAACCUCCAGCAGCGACAUUGUAGCCAGAGCCACAUAAUCCUUAUCAACCAUCAAUACGAGCAGUUAAUUAAGAUUUUGAAGAGAAUAUAAUUUAAGCAGCACGAUCAAUUAUCCCAUGACAAGAUUAAGUUUGGUUAUCUGUUUUGUGGUGCUUUGUUUAAGUUUGGUCAUUUCGAUCAUUCGUCGUGGUCACCUACCGUUGCCUACAAAACAUGUUGCGUUAUUCAUCUUUGGAGAUUCGCAUUUUGAUGCUGGAAACAAUAACUAUAUAAACACCACAACUUAUUAUCAAGCAAAUUUCUGGCCCUUCGGUAAAACCUUCUUUAAUUAUCCUACUGGCAGAUUUUCGGAUGGCCGUUUAACUCCAGAUUUUAUUGCUGAGUAUGCAAAAUUACCCUUGAUUUCACCAUAUUUGCAGUCUUCUAAUCAUCAAUCUACCUCUGGGGUGAACUUUGCAUCUGCCGGAGCUGGUGUUUUAUCUGAGACUCAUCAAGGAUUAGUGAUAGACCUUAGAACUCAGUUAAGUUAUUUCAACAUUGUGGAGAAGCAGUUGAAGCAGAAACUAGGUGAUGAAGGAGCCAAAACUUUCUUAUCCAAAGCUGUUUACUUAAUUAGCGUUGGAAGCAACGAUUACUCUGUUAUUUUCACCACAAAUCCAAGUGUACAUCAAUUUUUCAACUCUAGAAAGGAGUAUGUAGAGACUGUGAUUGGCAACGUGACAACUAUAAUCAGAGAAAUAUACAAGAAAGGUGGAAGGAAAUUUGGGUUCUUAAACUUGGGGCCAUUGGGUUGUAUUCCAAGCAUGAAAGUACUUGUUCCUGACGCUGAAAGCAUAGGUUCCUGCCUGGAGGAAGCUACAGAGACAGUAAAAUUACACAACAAAGAACUUUCUAAAGUCCUUCUUGAACUAGAGAGUGAGCUGCAAGGAUUCAGAUAUGCUAAUCAUGAUUUCUACGCUUCUUUAACUGAAAGAAUUAACAACCCAUCAAAAUAUGGUUUUAAGGAGGCGAUGGCAUGUUGUGGCACUGGUUCGUUGAGAGGAAUAUUGAGCUGUGGAGGGAAGAGAGCUAUAAAAGAAUAUCAAUUAUGUGAUAACCCCGGUGAAUAUUUGUUCUUUGACGGUGAUCAUCUUACAGAAAGAGCCAACAAGCAAAUUUCAGAACUGAUGUGGAGUGGAGCUCCAGAUGUCACAGGGCCUUACAAUUUGAAGAAGCUGUUUGAACAUAUGUAAUUUUGAUUUUGUGUUUCUUAGUGUAAUUCGUCAUUCACGUUCAUUAUCUAGUAUCAGAACCACUUAAUUAAUAAAUAUAGAGAGAUUAGAAA
Molecule: messenger RNA, 1380 nt
Organism: Pistacia vera
Lineage: Eukaryota; Viridiplantae; Streptophyta; Magnoliopsida; Sapindales; Anacardiaceae
Product: GDSL esterase/lipase 1-like
Exons: 5
Coding region: 173-1288 (371 amino acids)
Molecular function (GO): hydrolase activity, acting on ester bonds
Source: RefSeq, a predicted model, not a curated record